Molecule: messenger RNA, 455 nt
Organism: Racocetra persica
Lineage: Eukaryota; Fungi; Glomeromycota; Glomeromycetes; Diversisporales; Gigasporaceae
Source: the annotation of a GenBank genome assembly
AUGGCACAGCAAGAAUUUUACAAGAAGAUUAAAGAUCUAAAAAAUGAAACAUUAACUGAUAAAACAAAUAACGAUUUAAUUAAAAUUACCGCAAACUAUGAAGAAACAAUAGAAAUAUUUAAAGAAUAUAUAAAAUUUUUGUUUGAUAAGUUAGCAAAAGGAGUUACGACAAAUUAUACGCCAUUAAUGGAAUUAGGUAAUAAGGCUGAAAUAUCAACGCUAGAGGAAAAAAUUAAAACAUUAAAAAAUUAUGAAGAAUUGCAAAAUAGGUUUAAAACAUUAUUUGAUGAAAAUAAAAAAUUGAAAGAUACAAAAUUUCAAAUUUUGAAAAAAAUAAAUGAGCUAAAGAAUAAAUUAUUUGAGCAAAACAACCCAACAUCCUUUUCAAAGUCUAAAGGUGAUAUACUUCAAGAGAAAAAUGAAUUAUUUGAGAAAUAUAUAAGAAAAUUUAUUGG